AUAUUCGUGCUCGAGGGUGCGGCCACACUGCACUACACGUGCAAUUGGAUUGGCAAAAACAAAGCCAAAAAGCCGAGUAAACAAUGAAUAAUUUUGAAAUUCGGGAGUUGCCCGGCAAGGGACGUGCGAUGAUCGCGACCAAAAAUUUCGCGAAGGACGAGGUGAUCUUCGAGGAGGAACCGUUCGUGUCCCGGCAGUUCUCGUGGAACGUGGCCUACGGCUAUGCGGCGUGUGACCACUGCAUGCGGCCACUGGAGACGGUGUUAGAGAAUGUGCGCCGCCUGGCCAGUGAUCCCAAAGUGGAGGUGCCGCUGCUUCAACACGAUCCCACCGCCCAGUGGGUGGCCCAGUUCACCCAGUGCCCACGGUGCAAGGUGCGCUACUGCUCCGAGGACUGCCUAAUGGAGGCGCAGAAGCGCUACCACCGCGUGGCUUGCAUGGGCGCCUUCCACUCCGACGACACACAUCCCAUCAAUGUACUGAAUGAGACUUGGAAAAAGAUGCACUAUCCGCCCGAGACGGGUAGCAUAAUGCUGAUUGUCCGCCUGAUGGCUCUUUACCAGCAGAGCACCAAGAAGGAGGAGUUCCUCGAGCAAUUGCAGUCCUUCCAGUCGCUGAUUGUGAAUCGCGAGCAGAAGAUCUAUCACAAAAUGCUGGGCGAGAACUUUGAGCAGCAGAUGGAGCAGUUGUAUCUUGCGUUCUGCAAUGCUUUCACGGGCGAGGAGUUCUCCAUAUUCAAAACACCGGAUGCUUUCAAGACAUUGAUGGCCAUUCUGGGAACUAACAGCCAGGGAAUUGCAACAAGCGUGCUUUCCCAGUGGGUUGCCAAGGUGUCCGAUCUACCACUAACGGAUUCGGAAAAGGAACAGCUCGACACGGUCAUCGACGGACUGUACGCCAAAGUCGGAGAAUUUGCUGGCGAAUUCUUGAAUAACGAGGGCUCUGGACUAUACCUGCUGCAGAGCAAAAUCAACCACAGUUGCGUGCCGAAUGCCUGCUCCACAUUUCCCUAUUCCAACGACAUUGUCGUGCUCAAGGCCUUGGCUCCCAUUCAACAGGGCGAAGAGAUCUGCAUCUCCUACCUGGACGAAUGCAUGCUGGAGCGUAGUCGCCACUCGAGGCACAAGGUCUUGCGCGAGAACUACGUGUUCAUCUGCCAGUGCCCCAAGUGCCGCGCCCAGGCGUCCGAUCCCGACGAGACCAGCGAAGAUGACGAUGACGACGACGAAAUGGACGACUACGACGAUGAUGACGACAUGAACUAAACUAAGAAUUAAUUUUUUAUUUCAUUAAAAAGCUCUUAUGUACGUACAUAUUGUAAAAUAUAUUUAUGUUAAAGAUUUUGAAGAAGUGUAC
Molecule: messenger RNA, 1356 nt
Organism: Drosophila melanogaster (fruit fly)
Lineage: Eukaryota; Metazoa; Arthropoda; Insecta; Diptera; Drosophilidae
Gene: Smyd5
Product: SET and MYND domain containing, class 5
Exons: 4
Coding region: 84-1265 (393 amino acids)
Biological process (GO): regulation of cell differentiation
Cellular component (GO): cytoplasm
Molecular function (GO): histone H3K36 trimethyltransferase activity; histone H4K20 methyltransferase activity; histone H4K20 trimethyltransferase activity
Source: RefSeq, marked reviewed